AUGAGGCUGUUUCUCUUAUUCUGCACCCUCUGCCUCAUGGCUCCUAUUGGCUACAGUCAGCUUCAAGGCCCCAAAGGUGAACCAGGAUUCCCUGGGAUUCCAGGUCAAAAAGGGGAACGUGGAUUUCCUGGACUAAACGGAUUACCUGGACCACCUGGGAUACCAGGUCAAAAAGGAGACUCAGGAAGGCAAGGAAUAUCUGGACUAAUUGGACCACCUGGACCAUCUGGACCACCUGGACCAGCUGGACCUCGUGAAAUAUGUAGACAAGGUUCCACUGGCUCCAGUUGCCCGGACCUUGCUAAGUUAGAGUUGGCCAUAAACUACGACUUUGUCCGGAAAGUUGGUCAGAAGUACUUUGUGUCCUACAAGAAGAGAGACUCUUUCUCCAAGGCCGUUGAGUUCUGCUCCCAACAAGGCUUAGAUCUGGCUUUACCCCAAAAUGAAGAAGAGAACAAUGUGUUGACUCAAGUGUUCUGGGAUGUUUACAAAAAAGUCUGGAUCAAUGUCAACAACAAAAAAGCAGAGGGGAAUUUUGAGGUUGAUAUGAAAAAACAACCUCUAACCUUUACCAAAUGGGGAGAAGGGCAGCCAGACAAAUCCAUCAGCAAUACAGGCUGCACCAUGGUGUCAGAAGAUGGUGUCUGGGUUGUUACAAGUGAAUGCUUCCUGAAUGCUUACAUUGUUUGUCAGUUAUAGAAAUGUCUUGUAUACCUUUCAAGUCUUACUUCAGUGAAAAGUUUUUCAUGUACUCAAACAUGA
Molecule: messenger RNA, 762 nt
Organism: Scomber scombrus (Atlantic mackerel)
Lineage: Eukaryota; Metazoa; Chordata; Actinopteri; Scombriformes; Scombridae
Product: collectin-11-like
Exons: 5
Coding region: 1-699 (232 amino acids)
Cellular component (GO): basement membrane
Source: RefSeq, a predicted model, not a curated record